AAAAACAAAUUGAAUUUUUCGCAACUUGUCAGUUUCUCUUUGGUGGCCGUUAAGAAUAAACUUAAUAAUGUCGGGUAAACAGAUGUCAGACGAACAAUUUCGCAUUUUAAUCGAAACUAUACGCUCUUUGGCGCCACAGUUAAAAGAGGAAAACAAUGAAAGCGAUUCGAAAGGUAGUUUUAGUAAUUGUCCGACCCGCUUUUUCGGGCAACGAGACAACGACGCUGUGGAAGUGUUUAUUGAUGCUGUACAGACAUAUAAGGAUGUAGAACAUAUCAAUGAUAAAGAUGCUUUGAGAGGUUUGCCAUUGCUGUUUAACGGCUUAGCGGCGACGUGGUGGAAAGGUGUACGUCGUGAAGCGAAGACAUGGGAAAAUGCUUUGACCUUGUUACGUGAACAUUUCUCGCCUACGAAACCGGCCUAUCAAAUUUAUAUGGAAAUCUUCGAAACCCAACAAAGUGAUUCCCAAACUAUUGAUAGUUUUGUGCUAACGAAACGGGCGCUGUUAGCGAAACUGCCGGAAGGCAGACAUACCGAAGAGACGGAAAUUGAUUUUAUUUAUGGUUUAUUACGUUUAAAAUAUCGUCAAAGAAUAGCACGUCACGAUGUUAAAACAUUUAAAGACUUAUUAGAGAAGGGACGAUACGUAGAGAGGCAUUAAAUUAGUUAAUAAUAAUAGACAAUCGUUGUAAAAUAUCUUUUUGUAUUUAAUGUAAGCAAAAGUAUUGAUAAGUUUAUAAUAUAUGUAAAAAACAUUAAAAA
Glossina fuscipes is the source of this 762-nucleotide messenger RNA. RefSeq names its product activity-regulated cytoskeleton associated protein 2 (gene Arc2). NCBI's taxonomy places the organism in Eukaryota, Metazoa, Arthropoda, Insecta, Diptera, Glossinidae. The record is from RefSeq and is a predicted model, not a curated record. The coding region runs from base 68 to 661 and encodes 197 amino acids. The transcript has a single exon.